This is a messenger RNA of Eufriesea mexicana, 1431 nucleotides long. Its product is annotated as protein bud22. The transcript has 3 exons. Lineage: Eukaryota; Metazoa; Arthropoda; Insecta; Hymenoptera; Apidae. Gene Ontology annotation, biological process: maturation of SSU-rRNA. Gene Ontology annotation, cellular component: nucleus; 90S preribosome. The record is from RefSeq and is a predicted model, not a curated record. Bases 178 to 1431 code for a protein of 417 amino acids.
CAGGACAUCUGUACGUAUGGUCACUCGAGGGCGCUUGAUGUGUAUACGAGCAUUGCUUAAAGAGGGACCUUGGAUGAUAUUAUUGGAUUGUAUAUGCAUUGUAUUAAAAAAAUUGGAAAAUGUGCUAAUGAAUCGACGAUGUUUUAUUGGUGAUAUUGGUAUGAUAACAUUGAUAUCAUGAGAGAAACCGAAAUAAAUAACGAGAUUGUUUUAUUAAGAAAAUCUGUUCGUCAGGCUCGCACUUGUGUGGUAAGUAAAUUGAUCAGAGAAGCAAAAAGGUUACGCACUAGCCAUGGUAAGGAAAAGCAACUGGAAAAAAAUAAGAAAAAGGCAGAUAAACUUCUAAGGGAGGUAUUUGCAUUAAAACAUAUAAAAGACGAUGAUAUAUCAAAAUUUGGAAUCGUUAAAUUUGCCUGCCUGCAGGACAUACUACAAAAUUUGCAUACUGACGAUGGAACUCGGGCUAUGGCAAAAAUUGUUCGUUACAAGUCUUUAAGUUUGAAAAUAAUGAAAUUUCAGGAGAAAUUUCCAAAUUAUAAGGAAUACAUUUCUUGGAAGGCAAAGAAGUGUGCAUCAAAACGAAAAGCAAGCAACAUGAAAGACUUUCCAGAGGAACAUUCAAAACUGUUGCGAAAUGAUAUAAAUAAUAUUGUAGUAGAAGUGUAUAAAGAAGACUCAAAAAAUAUGAAUGAUAAUGUUUCUAUUGCUCCUAUACCUUGCCAAAAAAGAAGAGUUAAUGCAAAAUGUGGUAAAUUAUUGGAAGAAAAGAAAUUAAAUGAAGAAGUUGAAGAAGAUAAAGGAAAUUCAAAGAAAAUAUCAAAACCUCGAGACAUAACGACAAAAUCCAAAAAUGACGAAGAUUCUAAGAUAGUGACCAAAAUCAUUAGUAACGAGGCCACUGUUAAAAGAUUAACAGAAGUUUUACAAGAAACAGGGGAACAGAAUGAUAGGGGAAUAGAAUGCAGAGAAGCUAAGAACCAACCUGUCUCCAACGGAACAACGAGGUCAUUAAAAAAGAUAGAUGACUUCUUUCUACAUGCAAAUGAAGUAACUUCAUGUUCCAACGUUACUCUGUUUGGUAAGAAGGAAAAUAUAAGCAAUGAUUAUAACAUAAAUCAUAUAUUUAAAUCAAAUAAAAUAAGAAAUAAAAGAGAUAAAUUGCAAAAUGAAAAAGUAAAUAAUAAAAGAAAAUAUAGUAGAGAACAAAAAAUGAAUAACUCGUAUAGUUCUCAUGAACAAGGUGGUACAACAGAGAGAAGACAUUGGAAACACAGUAAAAAUGCUAAACGAUUUAAAGAAAAGGAAAGUAUUAAUAAUACAAGUGCAAUAGAAUAUGAAAAUCUACAUCCUUCCUGGGUUGCAAAGAAGAAGCAGCAAGAUAUUAUGAAACAGGGAUUUCAAGGGAAAAAGAUUAAGUUUGACGAGAAUUGA